Oncorhynchus gorbuscha (pink salmon) is the source of this 1649-nucleotide messenger RNA. Its product is annotated as interferon regulatory factor 1-like. Gene Ontology annotation, cellular component: nucleus. NCBI's taxonomy places the organism in Eukaryota, Metazoa, Chordata, Actinopteri, Salmoniformes, Salmonidae. Gene Ontology annotation, biological process: regulation of transcription by RNA polymerase II; immune system process. The record is from RefSeq and is a predicted model, not a curated record. Gene Ontology annotation, molecular function: RNA polymerase II cis-regulatory region sequence-specific DNA binding; DNA-binding transcription factor activity, RNA polymerase II-specific. The transcript has 8 exons. The coding region runs from base 164 to 1102 and encodes 312 amino acids.
CUUCAGCAGAGUGUACACACUGUCAAUGAAGACCAGAGUGGAUAUUACAAGGCAUAACAGAGGAACAACUUCUCACUCCAUCUUUACAAAAGUGAAGACCUGCUUUUAGGCUACAUUCAUUUAUAAUCAAUCGGAUUAAGCGACAUCAUAUUGCAGCUGAACCAUGCCUGUGUCUAGGAUGAGAAUGAGACCUUGGUUGGAGGAAAAGAUUGAGUCCAACACCAUCAGUGGAUUGGUGUGGGUGGACAAGGACAAUAAGAUUUUCUCCAUCCCAUGGAAGCAUGCUGCACGUCAUGGAUGGGACUUGAACAAGGACGCAUGUCUGUUCAAGCAAUGGGCCAUGCACACAGGGAAAUUCAUACAAGGCGAGACUAAACCGGACCCUAAGACAUGGAAGGCUAAUUUCCGCUGUGCAAUGAACUCCCUUCCUGACAUAGAGGAAGUGAAAGACAAAAGCAUCAACAGAGGGAGUGGAGCGGUGCGUGUCUACAAGAUGAAGAACGUCCACUCCAAGCCAAAUAACAAGAGGUCAAAAGCAAACACUGUAAAGAAAAAUAACAAGGGGUCACAGAUCAAGACAGAGGGAAUGGUGUACAGUGAAACCAUUUGCCCCGAGGACCUCAAUACCAACACACACCCGCAGGAGGACAGUAUGACACAGGAAAGCAUAGUAGACAGCACAGACAACCUAGAUGAUUUCACAUUUGCUCCAGAGUGUUCCACCAGUGUGGAAAUAGGCCCAGACAGCACCAACAACUUCUACACAUCUUUCCAAGUGUCACCAGACCACCCCACAGACUAUGAAGACAGUCACCAAGAAACCCUUAUUGAGAUGACACAGCAUUGGGAGCAAGGCAGUGUAAACGACAAGGGGUUCCUGAGCAAUGAAGUAGAAACUUCAGAGUCCUUCGACACUGCAGAGUCUUACCACAGUCCAGAGAGCCAAUGGAGUGAUAACUCAGGGGCGGAAAUAGAGCUGCGGCUGUACACAGAACUCAUCUCAGGACUUCCGAUCAUUGACGAUAUCCACCCUUACACCGACUACUGGUCACUGAACAACAACACAUCCAGUUAUCCCCAACAGAUCACAUGCCCACUCUGAGGCCCGCUCUCUCAGACCCUGAACAGAACCAAAAGACUUCAUUCCCGACUUUUUCUUGAAGUCAUGACCUCAAGCUACACCAUCUUUGGCAUUUGACGAAUGCUGCUCUGUGACAGUUGGAGGAUCUCUAAAACCUUUGGUAGCAUUUUUGAAAGGAAGUAUGUCUGGUACUCUCUACUGUGUUUCCAAUCUUUGUUAAGUCGUGCUCAUAGCUGUAUUGUACUCAGUAUGAAUAGCUCAUUUACAAGAUCCACAGUUGAUAUGAUGGCACCUAGCCCGUUGCCAAAACAUCACAUCAACUCUCGCUUGGAUGAGCAACAUCAGGUUUUUCUGUUUCACUGUGACAAAAUGUUCUGUUAUUUACACACUAUAGGGUAUACAGCAGUAUAUUCCCGGACGAUAAUCAUUCAUACCGAACUAUUUUGAGAAAAUGUCUUUUCAUUUGGUGAAAGGUGUUAAAGAUGUCAUUUUGUGUAUAUUUGUAUAUAUAUUUUAUAUCAUAGUUUUUUUGUUUGUACAAAUUAAAUUAAAUGCCAACCUAUUGUGA